UCUCUACUCCGAAUGAACUUGGACGGAAGCAACCUGACUGCUUUGCACUUGAAGGGCUACAACAACCGAGGUGUCUAUGUUCUGACUGUAGACACCCACAAGAAGAGGAUCUACUACAGCAGUUGGGACUUGAGAAACGCAGUUCCGUUUAUAGAUUCUUGUGACUACGAAGGGAAAAAUGAGAAAAACAUUCCGAUCGGAGACAGAUGGGGAGAAAUACAUGCCGUGGACGUGUUUCGGGACAUCCUGUACUUUGGUCACUUCAAGCGUGGUCAGUCUGACGAGGUGUGGAGUGUGGACUUGACCAACCCGACACCGACUCCCAUCCUGGUCAAAACUGUGGAGAAGGGUUUUCUGGGAUUCAAGACAUAUCAUCCCGAUGUACAAAAGGAGUGUAAGCGGCAGGAACCAAUAAAGUAAUUCUUUGGCAUAUUAGCAACAAAACAUCU
Macrosteles quadrilineatus (aster leafhopper) is the source of this 449-nucleotide messenger RNA. RefSeq lists its product as uncharacterized. The record is from RefSeq and is a predicted model, not a curated record. Lineage: Eukaryota; Metazoa; Arthropoda; Insecta; Hemiptera; Cicadellidae. Bases 13 to 420 code for a protein of 135 amino acids. The transcript is spliced from 3 exons.